This is a messenger RNA of Eurytemora carolleeae, 1707 nucleotides long. RefSeq lists its product as uncharacterized. NCBI's taxonomy places the organism in Eukaryota, Metazoa, Arthropoda, Copepoda, Calanoida, Temoridae. The transcript is spliced from 8 exons. Bases 1 to 1707 code for a protein of 568 amino acids. The record is from RefSeq and is a predicted model, not a curated record.
AUGAUAUCUGCAAGAAGUGAUCGUGCGGAGACUAACGGCCUGCUUCAGGCCGGAGAUGUUAAGGAGACUUGGAUCAAGAAAAGUCAAAUUUCGUGGAGAUUUCCUGGCAGGGACAAGAAGGACUCCCUUGUGGUCAAAGAGCUUUGUUGUGAUAGGCAGAGCAACAAGUCCAAGAAAGGCAAAAAGUCAACUAAGAAAACCAAGUCAGGAAAAUCCAAAAAGGCCUCAAAGAAAGGAAAAAGGAAAGCAAAGUCUAUGAGAAAGAAUGAUGACAAAAAACAAAAGAAAAAGGAAAAGAAAAGGGAAAAGAAACAAAAGAAGAAGGCUGUCAAGUCAAUAAAAAAAGUAAAGGGUAAUAGAUCUUCAAAGUCAGGAUCUGCAAGACAAACUUGCACCAUUUCAGAUUCAUGUGUUUCAACCGCUGUAAGCUAUCUGAGAAUUGUGCAGAAUCAGGUUGCCAACUUCAAAAAUCAAAGGGACAGAAUUGUGCGACAAAACACAACUGGCACAAGAAAGAAUGAUAAGAAAGAUGUUUUUUCUGCACCUCUUAACAGACUUGUUGAUUUUGCCGGGGGUAAUAGAACUGCCCCAACCUGUGGAUCUCUGACCAAAGAAGCAGGUGUUAAUAACAUCAAGAACUUGACUGACACACUUAACAAGUGCUCUGAUAACAUCAAGGCUGCCUGUGACAUUUCAGCUCUCCCACAACCAAACACAACCUUUGUGGACGAUUGCACCAAAAAGACUGAAGCUUUUGAAGCUGAAGUUGAGGCGUGUAGAUCAAAGUCUGGAGCUGAAGCCUGUACAUGCUGGGCUGCCCCCACACUUGGAGCUGAUAUUGCCACCAUAAGGACAUGCUCACUUGCUGAGGAAGCAAAAGCUAUGGCUGCUGCAGUUACAGCAUGCAAAGCUGCUUUUUCAAGCUGCCGUAAGUUUGAGGAUGAAGUUGCAGGAGCUAUUCACUCAUGCAGUGUGAGCACUGAUGGUUUAAAAAGUAAACUAAAGAGUUUAGCAGCAAACACAGAUGCAGUCACCAAAGCAAAGGACAAGAUCAAUGCAAUCAUAAAUAGUAGACAGAUGGUAUCAAGACAAGCACCAGCUGCCAGUUGUGCAGAAAUCAUUUCAAUAUCUGCAGAACUACUUGUACUUAUUGGACAAGCACCUGCAUCUCCCAGAGUAGCACUUUUGGCUGUUUCAAUUUCUACCACAACAGCUUCCUGUUCAGCUGCUGAAAAAGCAAGCUUGAAAGAGUCAGCUGCAAGUUUUGAAACAGCUCUGGCAGCUAUUGCUUCUGAAGUAGCUGCAGCUCAAGCAACCUUACUACAGGCUACAGGAAGUACUGCAGUAGCAGCUGAUAUUGCUGCUGCUCCAUCAUGUGCUACUGACAGCUGUGCACCACCUUCUGUAGUUGAAACAACUGUAGAUCCUGCAACCACAACCCCUGCUCCAACAACUACUGCCACUAAGGCUCCCUCUCAGGCUACAGGAAGUACUGCAUCAGCAACUGACAUUGCUUCUGCUCCAUCAUGUGCUACUGACAGAUGUGCACCAUCUUCUGUAUUUGAAACAACCGUAGCUCUCACAACUAGUAUGGAAUAUGCUGUGUACUGCAUUCCAGGAAUCCAGGGGCUCGAUGUUUAUCUCAGACUUCUCUUCCAGGGUUCCGUCGAACUGGGAGAGGAGAAGGCUGUUGAGAUGAGAAUCUAA